Zingiber officinale is the source of this 2387-nucleotide messenger RNA. Its product is annotated as probable methyltransferase PMT3. The transcript is spliced from 8 exons. Lineage: Eukaryota; Viridiplantae; Streptophyta; Magnoliopsida; Zingiberales; Zingiberaceae. Gene Ontology annotation, cellular component: trans-Golgi network; cytoplasm; endosome. Bases 366 to 2222 code for a protein of 618 amino acids. Gene Ontology annotation, molecular function: methyltransferase activity. The record is from RefSeq and is a predicted model, not a curated record.
UAAACGCUUAUCCUAAUCGAUCAAUCACAUCGACUCGUUGCCGACGCAAACAUUCUUCAAUUCCGAGUCACUUUUUAAAAUCUCUCGCUCUCUCCCAGAUCGGAUCUCUCCUCCUUCUCGCUCACUCCAUCUCUCCCACACUCUCUCUUCCUCCACUUCCUCCGCUCCGCCUCUGCCAGGAACAACCCAUUCAGCUGGGCUCCGUCGAGAUCUCGCUUAGGGUUUCGCAGGAAUCGCCGCCAUCAGUUAUUCCCUUUUUUUGACUCUGGGUUACCGUAUGUUUGACUACGUGGAUUAGGAAGUGGUAUUAGAUGAUAUAUUGAGUUCCCUGAAACCCGGCUCUCCACUAGAGCUCUAUUUUCAAAAUGAUAAGGGGGAGAGAUGGCAGCCAAAAGAAACACUUGAUCCCAUCAUUGUGUGUUGGGUUCCUUUUUCUAGUCUUUUUGGUUCUAUACUAUGGCUCCUUCUUUGGUACUCAAGGGAACUAUGCUAACUCUGCAAUAGAGCAUGGUACUAAAUUUUCGAGAACGAUUGGUUGGUCUAAUGUGGAUAAUUCAGAGUUAGGCAAAUCAGACGAGUCUAUUUUUAGUCAGGAGGGAGAUGAUGGUCCUGUACCAAAAAGCUUUCCUGUCUGUGAUGAUCGACAUUCAGAGCUCAUUCCUUGCCUGGACAGAAAUCUUAUAUACCAGACAAGACUUAAGCUGGAUUUGUCUGUGAUGGAACAUUAUGAAAGACAUUGCCCACAGCCUGAAAGGCACUAUAACUGUUUGAUUCCCCCACCAGCUGGGUACAAGGUACCAAUAAAGUGGCCAAAAAGCCGAGAUGAAGUUUGGCAAGUGAACAUUCCUCACACACAUCUAGCACAUGAGAAAUCUGAUCAGAACUGGAUGGUUGUAAAGGGAGAUAAGAUUGUUUUUCCAGGAGGUGGCACUCAUUUUCACUAUGGAGCUGGUAAAUAUAUUUCACACCUUGCAAAUAUGCUUAACUUCUCAAACAAUAUCCUAAAUAAUGAAGGAAGGGUCCGAUCAGUUCUUGAUGUUGGUUGUGGAGUUGCUAGCUUUGGAGGAUAUCUCUUGUCAUCCGAUAUUAUAGCUAUGUCUUUGGCACCGAAUGAUGUUCAUCAAAAUCAGAUUCAAUUUGCUCUUGAGAGGGGAAUUCCUGCCUACCUUGGUGUACUGGGGACAAAGAGGCUUCCUUAUCCAAGCAGAUCUUUUGAAUUUGCACAUUGUUCUCGAUGUCGAAUUGAUUGGCUGCAAAGAGAUGGAAUCCUUCUGCUUGAAUUAGAUAGGCUGCUUAGGCCUGGAGGCUAUUUCGCUUACUCAUCUCCUGAAGCAUAUGCACAAGAUGAAGAAGACCUGAGGAUUUGGAAACAGAUGAGUGCACUGGUUGAACGAAUGUGUUGGAAGAUUGCUGCCAAAAAGAACCAAACUGUAAUAUGGGUAAAACCAUUGACAAAUGAUUGUUACAUGAAGAGAGAACCAGGAACUCAGCCGCCUCUGUGUAAACCUAAUAAUGAUCCAGAUGCAGUUUGGGGUGUCCCAAUGGAGGCUUGCAUUACUCCUUACUCUGAACAGAUUCAAAGAGACAGCGGAAGUGGAUUGGCUCCUUGGCCAGCUCGAUUGACUACCCCUCCUCCACGCCUCGCUGAUUUUGGUAUUUCAACAGACAUGUUUGAAAAGGACAUGGAACUCUGGCAACAGAGGGUUGAUAGUUACUGGAGUCUAUUGGGUUCAAAGAUCAGACCAAAUACACUGAGAAAUGUGAUGGAUAUGAAGGCAAACUUGGGUUCAUUUGCUGCUUCUCUAAAAGAUGUGCCUGUUUGGGUUAUGAAUGUGGUCCCAGAAGAUGGACCUAACACUCUCAAGAUAGUUUAUGACAGAGGCCUUAUCGGCACUACACACGACUGGUGCGAGGCCUUCUCAACGUACCCUCGUACUUAUGACCUCCUUCAUGCUUGGACCGUCUUCUCUGACAUUGAAAAGAAAGGGUGCAGCGUCGAGGACCUGCUUCUCGAGAUGGACCGCAUUCUCAGACCAACUGGUUUCGUGAUCGUCCGUGACAAGAAGCCGGUCAUAGAUUUUGUUAAGAAGUACCUGACAGCCCUGCUCUGGGAAUCAGUAGCUACCACAGAUGCCCAAGCCAAUUCCGAAGACGAGGAAGUGGUGUUAGUGAUACAGAAAAAACUGUGGCUGGUAGAUGAAGGCACCAAGGAUUCAGCAUAAUGCCCUUGGAUUCUGGUGUCCAUGAAGCUAACUAAGUGAAAAAUAAGUAUUCAGCAUAAGUCCUUUUUUCUCUUCUUCUUCUGAGAUUCGAGUCUCUUAAUGGCUUGUUUCUGUUGGUAUUGUGUUUGUAGACUAAAGCAGUUAAAUUCAUAUUCCUCUUUUGUA